Molecule: messenger RNA, 2531 nt
Organism: Sceloporus undulatus (fence lizard)
Lineage: Eukaryota; Metazoa; Chordata; Lepidosauria; Squamata; Phrynosomatidae
Gene: SELPLG
Product: selectin P ligand
Exons: 2
Coding region: 150-1583 (477 amino acids)
Biological process (GO): leukocyte tethering or rolling; hemopoiesis
Cellular component (GO): plasma membrane
Source: RefSeq, a predicted model, not a curated record
UGGUGGCAACGGGGAAGAGAUCUGGGCUGGCUUGAGCGGGGAGAAGAAGCAUGUUGGGACAGUGCUUUGGUUGAGCAAGAGUUGCAUCCUCCUUGGACUCUUAGAGCAAGAUCUCGGGGUGGACUAAAUGCCAGAUUCAAGGCAGUAAAAUGGCCUCGCUCUGGCUCGCCUUGUUGCUGGUUCUUCCAAGCCUGCUCAUGGGGAGCAGUUACAAGCUCCCCAGCCUACGGUUCUUCAUCCAAGAUGGCGCCCAAGAGGAGGAGGAGGAGGCAGCCAGAUUCCCUGCUGAGGCAGACGCUCUACUGCCGACCCAAAGACGGUGGGAAUGGAAGGCAUCCGGAGAUGAAGGCCACCAAAUAAACCCUCUUAUGGCCCGUAGGAAGAGGGAAGAGAGCCCUGGGUUUAAGAAGUCUACCAUACCUACAAAAGAACAAGCCAAGAAAAAGCCCCAUGUUGUGGGAACCACAACCAGACCUCCCACCUUGCUGAAGAAGAUGGUCCAAGGCAAAAUGACGGGACCUCCUCCUCAUGAGAAGGCCGCCCAAGAGGUUGCCACUGUUACCCCCGCAAUGGGGAACCCCCUAACCCCCCCAAAGAACAGUGCUACAUCUCAGGCUCCUGGGACCAGCCUGAAACUUGGGAAAGUCUCCAUUGAAGCCAAGAUUCCCAAAGAUGGUCAGCAUUUUGUCACCAAAGGACACACUCCAAAGGUGGCACCCCAAGGUACCUCAGUUACAGUACGUAUUGGGAAAGAAGCCAUCACGGUUGCCUCCCCAGAAAUGGGGAAAGUUUUGAAGACAACCGAACACUGGCCGUGGCUCCACGAUCAAACUUCUGCGAGCUCUCAGACUUCAGUGGUCGCCACCACAGAGCUUCCCACCGCGAUUCUGAAGGGUGGCUUGGUCACAGCUGGGCCUCUCAUGAAAUCGAAGGGGAAACUUUCUUGGACAACUCAGGCUUUGGUGGACAACUCGGAUGCUUCAACUGCAGCCCUGAAGCGUGGCUCGACUACUGCUAGGCCAACCUUUGAAGCAAAGGAUGGUUUUAAUCUCAAAAGAGCUAAGGCUAGUUCCACCACACUUUGGCUAUGGCUGGAUGAUAUGUCAACAGCAUCUUCUCAGACUUUGGUGGACAUCUCAGACACUUCCACUGCAACAGAAACACCAGGCUUUCACACUGUGAAGCCUAGCUUGAAAACAAAGAGAAAAGACAGCUUCUUGCUCACAACAAACAUGGCCGGUCCCACCACUGCUACCACAGCCCCUGUGAAACCUCCCACUGCCCCUGCCACCGUGGUUGGCAAGUGUCUGCUGGCCCUCUUCAUGCUAGCCCUGGUUGCUGCCAUCUUCAUUGUGAUCACCGGGGUUCUUGCAGCCAUGCUGUGGCGCCAGAAGCAGGCCUACAAGAUGAACCAGUACAACCACACCGAGAUGGUCUGCAUCUCCUCUCUGCUGGCCACGGAAGAGGCCGAGGAGGCCAGAGGGAGACCCCCCCAAGUUAAAAGGGUAAAGAUGUUGAGGGAGAACGGAUCAGAGGCCGAGAUGGACAACUUGACGCUCAACAGCUUCUUGCCUGAUCAUUGACACACAGAGUCUUUGUGCAUUUCAGGCUUCCCUGGCCCAUGCAGACUGUGGACCCACCAGAUAUUUUUGGACUAAAACUCCCAGCAGGCCCUGAGCCAGCACUGCUGAUGGCGACGGGUACUGGGAGUUACAGCUCAACUACAUCUGGAGCACAGCAUAAUUCUGACCUUUGGCCUGGAAGAGUGGAACUCAGCUUUAGGUCUUCUGGGGAGCAUCUCCACUGUUGAAAUAAUGCAGCUUGACAUGACUUUAACUGCCAUGGCUCCAGUCUACAGAAUCUUGGGAUGUGUAGUUCUCUGAGGCACCAGCACUCUUUGGCAAGAGAAGGAUCAAGACCUUGUAAAACUACAAACCCCAGGCUUCCACAGAGAGAGAAUAUGCUUGUUAGGAUUGAGCAUUGGGCUACCACCUUUGUGAGGGGCCUAGGCCGCAGCUACUGUGGUAGUAGUUAUUGGACAGGAAGGAACUGUGCUGAGACCAAACUGUAUAAAAGCCUAUAGCCACUGUACAUCUGGGUCCCUGUCAGAGGCACUCUUGAAAGUCCAAGGUUUAUUUUGGUUCCAAUAAAGUUUAAUAUCUUGAGUCAAUACUGUGUGGUAAUUUCCUGCUAGUCCAGCUGAGACUGUGCCUCAUGGAGGCAGCAGAGGUGACACCUUGGUGACCAGGCUUUGAAUCCCUGCUCAGCCAUGGAAACCCAUUGGAAGGCCACUCUCUCAGCCUCAAAAGGCAGCCAAGGCACACACCCCCCCAACAAAUUCUGCCAAGGAAACCCUAGGAUAGGUCCACCUUAGGGUCACUGUAAGUCAGAAAUGACUUGAUGGCACACAACAACAACAACAACAACAACAACAAAUUCCCUAGUUCUCCUCGAGAUACAUCAAGUGCUAGAAACCUGAAUCCUUUAAGAAUAUGUACAGAAUAAUAAUUAAUAAAGCCAGGCUUCCUGGG